Messenger RNA from Eremothecium sinecaudum, 1041 nucleotides. It is a transcript of the gene PEX15, whose product is annotated as Pex15p. The transcript has a single exon. The record is from RefSeq and is a predicted model, not a curated record. The coding region runs from base 1 to 1041 and encodes 346 amino acids. NCBI's taxonomy places the organism in Eukaryota, Fungi, Ascomycota, Saccharomycetes, Saccharomycetales, Saccharomycetaceae.
AUGUCACAAACUAUAACUAAAACUGAACCACUGACGUUGGACUCGCUUCUGCAAAGCAAGAUCUUUCAAAAUUCACGUCCCAAGUAUACAAAUUCCGUGGAGGUACAGUUACGUGAAUGCCAGGAUUUGUAUCUGAAGGCCCAAUUCUCUAACUUAGUAUCGAAAAUAUACCAGUAUAAACUUCUGGACAACAAGGGUUUUAACGAUUUCUAUAAGAAGGAUUUGUGGAAUUGGUUUCUCACUGCUAUCAGUGGGUUACGCCAGCUCGAAGAAUUAUCACCGGAAGUUCAGAAACAAGUCAAACAUGAACUAAGCCGUACUACAGGUGGUAUAUCUAAUGCAUGCAAGAACGUCCGACUACUUGUUAAAGAAAAGUUGUUGCUAAGUUACUUCAGAGCUGCUAUUCAUUACGGAAGCCUUGAAGUAAAUGAACACUCCCAAUUCUUCACAGACGUAAGUUCCUCCAUGGUAGGCGAAAUUGGAAAACUUGUCCUAGAAGUUUGCAGUGAGGGAGAAAUUAAGUUACUAGCCAAAAUGGUUGAAAUGUAUUUGUUGGACCUACAGGUCCGUUGUCAGCACCGGAUUCUUGACAAAUCCUUGUACAGCCAGCUUUGUCGAAAAGUCCCGCUGUUGAGUGACAAGCUAUCAGGAAAAACAACAGAUUCACAGGGUAGAACGUCGACCCAUCAAGAUAUUAUCUUACUGAAACUAGUGCCCAGAAAGAAAUCGCCUGUCGUCAAGACGAUUACUAAACCUGUCUCACCUUCUCCCCGGAUUGAAACAACCGAACAACUUCCCCAGCCAGGCCAAGCCGAAGGAAGCAUAAUAGGUAAACCGGGGGAAUAUCUGCGUUCUAGCUCAUCUAAGCGCUCAUUUUUCAGGUUUUUCCCAUCUUGGCUGAGUGAUUUCAGCGAUGCCAGAUUUGUGGCUAUUUGCAUCGUUCUAUCUGUUAUCCUGAGGAAGAUAAGAUGGGUCAACACCCUGUCAAAAUAUGGUGUCCUGCGUAUCAAGGACUACUUGGACUUUAUAUUUAAGGGUUGA